Messenger RNA from Penicillium concentricum, 2241 nucleotides. RefSeq lists its product as uncharacterized. The record is from RefSeq and is a predicted model, not a curated record. Bases 1 to 2241 code for a protein of 746 amino acids. Gene Ontology annotation, molecular function: NAD+ poly-ADP-ribosyltransferase activity. NCBI's taxonomy places the organism in Eukaryota, Fungi, Ascomycota, Eurotiomycetes, Eurotiales, Aspergillaceae. The transcript is spliced from 5 exons.
AUGCCGGCUCAAAGUUACAAGAAGCUUGUUAUCGCUGUGGGCGGUACUUUUCCCAAUCUAAAACAAGCGGACUUGAAGUCGCUUAUCGAGAAAAAUGGAGCGACAUUCAGUGCCGCGGUCACGGAUGAUUGUACACAUCUGGUGACCACCGAGAAGGAUGUGGAGAAGCAGACCACCAAAUACAAACAAGCUUGCCAGCUCGCCAACUGUCACAUUGUCCCGCUUUCGUGGCUCCUUGAUUCAGACAAGGCAAAGAAACCGUUGGCGGAGUCGAAGUACUCCCUCGGCCAGGCUGAUCAGGCAUCCCAGGCAGACGACAAUGCGCAGACUGAGACUGCGGACAGUAUCGCAUCUCUUCCUGCAGAUAACAAGCGUAUUACCAGGAAGCGAGGUGCAGAUGCGGCUUCUGCCGAAAAUGAUGCCGACAAAACGACAAACGGCACCCAGAAGAAUGGAGCAAACGCUAAAGAUAAAUCCUCCGGCGAUAAAAAGGCCGCUGUCAAGAAUGAAGAUGUGGAUGAGAAUCCCAUUGAAAGCAAGAAGACCAAAGUCACCAAGGCGAAUGGUGCAAACGGCAAAGCUAAACCAUCCGAGGAUAAAAAGCCCGGAAGCAAGAAACGAGGCGCGGAUGAAGACACUGUUGAAAAUGCUUCCAAAAAAAAGACAAAGGACACGCAAAAGACAGCCACAAAGGCAAUUAAUGUCCCAAUCGACGAGGGCUUCGAGAGCCUGGGCAAACUGAAGGAUCCCAAGGUCUACAUUGACGAUGCAGGCCUCAUCUGGGAUGCCACCUUAAGCCAGACUGUGGCAGCCAACAAUGCGAACAAAUUCUAUCGUGUCCAAUUGCUAGUCGGUGCAAACUCCAAAUAUUACACCUGGACGCGCUGGGGUCGAGUUGGGGAGCGUGGGCAGUCAGCCUGUCUCGGAGAUGGCGGUUUAGCGUACGCGAUGGAACAGUAUGAGAAGAAGUUCAAAGACAAGUCAGGCCUCAGAUGGGAGAACCGGCUCAGUACUCCUAAGCACGGGAAGUAUACUUUCCUUGAGCGCAACUAUGAAGAGGACGACGAAGGCGAAGAGCCUGUGAAAAAGGAGAAGACUAUCAAGGAAGAAGAAGACGAGCCCAUGACCCAGAGCGCCUUGUCCAAGGGGCUUCAAAACCUCAUGUCCUUCAUCUUCAAUCGACAAAAUGUUCUCGACACAUUAGCUGCAAUGUCAUACGAUGCCAACAAGCUGCCACUUGGAAAGCUGAGCGACAGGACUUUGAAAAGUGGAUUUUUGGUUUUGAAGGAGAUAUCCGAGCUCAUGACUACACCCGAGGUGGCACAAGAACGAUAUGGCCUGUUGUUUGAUGAUGCCAUAGAGACAUUGAGCAACCGGUAUUUCACCUUGAUUCCUCAUGUCUUUGGUCGCCAUCGGCCCCCGACCUUGAACACAAAUUCGCAGAUCAAGAAGGAAAUCGAUCUGCUGGAGGCACUGACGGACAUGGACGUGGCGAAUGAAAUCAUGGUAUCGUCUAAGCAAGACAAUGACAUCCACCCACUGGAUCGCCAGUUCCAGAGUCUGGGUAUGAAGGAGAUGACCGAAUUGGACCCCAAGUCAACCGAGUUCACAGAACUCGAGAGCUACCUCCAGAACUCACGCGGCGAGACACACGACAUGAGCUACAAGGUAGUGAACAUUUUCCGCAUCGAACGCCAAGGCGAAAACGACCGCUUCAACGCAUCCCCCUACGCCAACAUCCCAAACAGCGACCGCCGCCUCCUCUGGCACGGAUCCCGUAGUACAAACUUCGGUGGUAUCCUCAGCCAAGGAUUGCGUAUCGCCCCCCCCGAAGCACCCGUCAACGGCUACAUGUUCGGCAAGGGUGUUUAUCUAGCAGAUAUCUCCAGCAAAUCCGCAAACUACUGUUGUCCCUACAACAGUAGCGGAAUGGGGCUGCUUCUUCUCUGCGAUGCGGAGCUCGGUGCGCCCAUGCUGGAGCUUGACGGAGCCAGCUACAAUGCUGGGGAGGAAGCGCUAGCUGCUGGCAAGAUUGCGACGCUCGGCAGGGGUUCGAACAUUCCUGGUGGGUGGAAGGAUUCGGCAUGUUUGAAUCCGACCUUGGCGGGUGUGAAGAUGCCUGAUGUAGCCGUUGGGGGUGUCAAGGGCAAACAAUACGGGGGACUGUGGUACAAUGAGUACAUUGUGUAUGAUGUUGCACAGAUCCGACAGCGUUAUUUGUUCCAGGUUAAGAUGAGCUGA